AUGGCCGCAGCCGUACGCGGCGAUACGCCGUGCGACCUCAACAAGCUCGUGACGUCGUUUGGCAGUGUCCUCGGCGCCGCGACGGCGUGUCAGAACGAGAGCAGCUACACGUUUCUGCCACCAUCAAAGGAACCCACCGCCGCCAACAUUGAAGCCAUUUGCGCGUCGCCCGCGUGCGUGCCACUGCCACCAGCGCUCUCGUCCAUCCCCAACUGCUCGGUGGGCGCCAUCAACAUUGGCGCGUUCGCAGCCGCG
Messenger RNA from Saprolegnia parasitica CBS 223.65, 255 nucleotides. RefSeq lists its product as hypothetical. The record is from RefSeq and is a predicted model, not a curated record. The transcript has a single exon. Lineage: Eukaryota; Oomycota; Saprolegniomycetes; Saprolegniales; Saprolegniaceae. Gene Ontology annotation, cellular component: extracellular region. The annotation marks the transcript as partial.